This is a messenger RNA of Phytophthora sojae, 3357 nucleotides long. Its product is annotated as ABC transporter SMC family. Gene Ontology annotation, molecular function: damaged DNA binding; single-stranded DNA binding. Gene Ontology annotation, cellular component: nucleus; Smc5-Smc6 complex; site of double-strand break. Gene Ontology annotation, biological process: double-strand break repair via homologous recombination. Bases 1 to 3357 code for a protein of 1118 amino acids. NCBI's taxonomy places the organism in Eukaryota, Oomycota, Peronosporomycetes, Peronosporales, Peronosporaceae. The transcript is spliced from 2 exons. The record is from RefSeq and is a predicted model, not a curated record.
AUGCCGCUGCUCACGAGCCGCCGGUCGCGCGCCAAGGCGCUGAAGACCGACACAGAAGACGCCUCCACCACCAGCGAGACCGAAGACGAAGUGCUCGAAGCGCAGCAGCAGCAAGAAGAAGGAGACUACGACGAGGAGGACGAUGACGCCGCCGCCGACGACGCGCGCGUGGGCUCCAAGCGCCGCAAGAAGAGCAAGACGCCGGCCACGGAGCUGUCCCAGAUGGACGCGGACAUCGAGUCGGAGAUGGGCGUGGUGGAGGAGAUCUACUGCGAGAACUUCAUGUGCCACCGCAAGCUGCGCGUGGCUCUUAGCCCUCACAUCAACUUCAUCACCGGAGAGAACGGCAGCGGCAAGAGCGCCAUCAUCGCCGCCAUCCAGAUCUGCCUGGGCGCCAGCGCGCGCAGCACGCACCGCGGCAAGAGCAUCAAGAACCUCAUCCGCCACGGCCACGAGGGCAACGCGCUGGUGCGCAUCACGCUGCGCAACGACGCCAAGGGCAGCGAUGCCUUCCGCCCGGAGCAGUACGGCCGCAAGAUCAUGGUGGAGCGGCUGAUUCGCAGGGACGGCUCGGCCGAGUACAGACUCAAGGACGAGCGCGGACUGCUGGUGUCUAAGCUCAAGACGGACCUGGACGCCAUGCUGGAUCAUUUGAAUAUUCAGACGGAGAACCCGUGCGCGAUCCUGGACCAGGAGAACGCCAAGCUGUUCCUGAAGGGCAACCCGCAGGACAAGUACAAGUUCUUCCUGCAGUCCACGGACCUGUACAAGAUGCGGAACACGUACUCGAAGAUCGACGAAGAGACGAGGAACAUUGCAGAGUCCACGUUGAAGAGGGAGAGAGCCAAGAUUGCUACGUUGAAGGAUGCUAUGGACGAGGCCAAGAAGCAGUGGAAGGAGGCACAGAGUAUUGGAAAGCUGGAGGAGGAGUUUGAAGUGCUCAAGAAGGAGCUGGCGUGGUCGUUCGUGUGCGAGAAGGAGGCGGAGGCUGCGAAGGCGGAGAGGAAGAUGAGGCGCAAGCAACGCCUCGCGGAAGAGGCUGCCGAAAAAUAUGAAGAGACAAAGGUGGAGGUGGAAAACCUCGAACGAAAGCAAAAGGAGAAGAACGACAAGCUCGAGGAGGUCAGCACGCGCAUGACUGAGAACAACCAGCGCAAGACCGACGUGAAGAACAGGAUUCGUGAGGCCCGGCGUCCGCUCCACACCUGCAAGGCCGAGAUGAAGCACCUGACUCAGUCCAAGGAGCGUGCGAAUCAACGGCUCGCGCGUCUUCAACGCGACCUGCAGAAGAAGCGUGAGAACCACGAAGCCAUGUUGCACAACCGAAUGCAGCGCAACGAUGAAAUGCGCGAGCGUAUUACAGUGAAGCGCCGUGAAGUGGACGAUGCUGAGCAUGAAGUAAACGAAGCCAAGAACCGUGCGCAGGCGCGCCCCCAAGAGCUGGAUGAGGUGGAAAACCGCCACGACAAUUGUGUCCGUCAACUGCGUGAGGCUGACAGCGAGGCGGGCAAGAUCCAGCACCGGAUCAAUGCGCUGAGAGGGCAGAAGCGCGACAGUCUGGCCGUAUAUGGCAACCGCAUCCCGCAACUGCAGCACCUCAUUCAGCAGAAUCACCACCGAUUCUCCGCACCGCCUAUCGGGCCGCUUGGUCUCCACGUGAAGCUUCCUGAAAGAUUUAUGCACUUUGCUGUGGCGAUCGAGGUCGCUCUGAAGGGCACGUUGGGAAGUUACUUGGUGGUUAACGGUCGAGACAAAGCUCUGUUGGAUGACCUGAAGCGCCAGGCUCAUUGUCCACAGAACCAGGCCAACAUCAUCAUUUCACAGCGGUCUGGACGUCGUUACGGCAACUUGCGGCUAGCUGAAGGCGACCUCGCUGCGCACGCCAUCUGCAACAUCCUCGAAGUGAACGACGAUGAGGUUUUCAACGCGCUCGUGGAUGUAUGCAGUUCGGAGAGCAAGCUACUGUUCGAUGACCGUCAGUCUGCAGAAGAGAGCGUUCUGAGUGGAUCGAGUGGCAACUUCAGAAUGGCACGAUUUGUGUCUGAAGUGUAUCUGCCUAGUGGCGACAAAUUUGUUGUGCGUUCUGGAAACUUGGCAUUCAUUGCCAACAAGGGAAAUCGCCGCAGUUCCAUCAUUUGUCAAGACGUGGAAGGCGAGAUUAGGGAGCUGGAGCAGAAGCUUGAUUAUCUACAGGGGAACCUGGACGUGCUGAGGCGUGACGAAGCUCGGCUGCGGCGAGAUAGGGAAGACUUCCGUCACCAGAUGAAGCAGCAGAACGACCGCAUCGAUUAUCUGUCGCGCAAGUUCAACCAGAAGAGGGCGGAGUUGCGUAAUCUGGAGGAGGAAUUGUCAGAGGAUCUUCAGCAACACACUCUGGAUACGUCCGUGCUGGAAGAUGAAGUGCGAUCAGUGAAGGAGGAACUGGAGGACUUCUACCGUCGUGAGCAAGAGCUUAACGAUAUUCUGUCCAAGUCCAACCCCGACCUUGAAGGCCAACUGCACGAGCUGGAGGAGCUGGACGCGUUGGAGAAGAAGAUCGCUGCAGAAAUGAACGAGUACCAGGAAGAUGCGGACGCUAUCUACAAACACCUCAGUGAGAAGAAGGUGCAGGAGAUGACGCACCAGCGGGAGGCAGUAAAUUUGAGCGAGAUGGUGGUGCAAUGGGAAGACCAGCUGGCCACGAUUCAGGAAGAGUGCGAGGAGCAGAGGCAAAAGGCCCAGCUGCACUGCGAGCGAGUGGCUGUCACGCACUCGCACGACUACUACGGCAAGCGGUUAACUGAUAUCAAGCGCCAGAUUGAUCAAGAACGCAGCCGGUUCCAAGGCAUGGACCUCGGCGAGCUGAAGGACGACCUGGAGGCAAAGAAGAUCAAGUAUAAGAGUAAGAAGAUCAACUUCGACAAGUUUCGCGACAACCUCGAGCGCAUCCGCUCGAUGCUGGAGGAGCGCAAGCGGGUAUGGCAAAUUCUCCGCAAGGAGAUUGCCCACCGGACGUCGAUGGAGUUCAACAAGUACAUGCAUCUCAACAACUUCGCUGGCAAGCUCAAGUUCCGGCAUGAUGACCAGCGGCUCGAAAUUGCGGUGCUCCAGAACGAAAAGGGGGCCUCGCGCGCGUCGCAGGUGACUGAUAUGAAGGAGCUGUCAGGUGGUGAGCGCUCGUACACUCAAGUGUCGCUGCUGCUGGCGCUCGGCGAGAGUAUUGAAUGCCCGUUCCGAGUAAUGGACGAGUUCGACGUGUUCAUGGACUCUGUGAACCGUGAUAUGACGAUCCAACUGCUCGUGGAUGCCGCUAAGAAGGACGGCAAGAAGCAGUUUAUCUUCGUGACCCCCAACGACCUCAGGUACGAUCUACUGUGA